Molecule: messenger RNA, 3126 nt
Organism: Entrophospora candida
Lineage: Eukaryota; Fungi; Glomeromycota; Glomeromycetes; Entrophosporales; Entrophosporaceae
Source: the annotation of a GenBank genome assembly
AUGACGGAAAAUAAACAAAUUAUACCAUUGAUAGCCGAAGAGGCAGUUAUCGAACAAGAACAACAAAUAGUAGUAAGAACAGAAAGCCGUGAACCAAGAGAAUUUGAAUUGUUAGGAAAAGAGCACGAGGGAGAAAUUGGACUAAAAUUAAAAGUGAAAAAAAUCAAAAAUAGUAGUUUUGUUGAGGAAUUUGCAGAAGUUCUUCAAGGUGAAAUAAAUACAAUUAAAAUUCAUAAACCAGAGACAGGAAUUAAUGAUAUAAAUGCUCCGAUUGGAGGAAAAUUCACAAUUGAAGUAAAGCAAUAUGUGCCAGUCAAGCCUUUAACUAAUUCUAAACGCAACACUAUUCUAAUAGAUUACCGGGAAAAACUAGUUCCUUACCAAGGAAAGGUUCCUCGCGAACUCUUAAAAACAAUAAAGAGAUGCUCGGGACGUAAUAACCAAGGUAGGAUUACAGUUCGGCAUCGAGGAGGAGGAAAUAAAAGAAAAUAUCGACUUAUUGAGAGGAUAGCGAAAAGUGGACUUGGUAAUCCCUAUCAUUCCGAUGGAAUUGAAGGAGAAGUAAUGAGUAUCGAUUAUGACCCUAAUCGUAACUGUUUUAUUUCACUAAUAAAUUACGGAAAAUAUUUCAGAUAUAUUAUUACUCCUGAGGGACUAAAAGUUGGUGAUAAAGUAAUCAGCGGAGAGGGUGAAGAUAUCCCAAUUAAAAUUGGGAAUAAUUUGCCUCUACACCGUAUUCCGGUCAAUACUCCAAUCCAUAAUGUAGAAUUAAAGCCAAAGAAAGGAGGGCAAUUAAUGCGAAGUGCCGGUACUUAUGCGGAAAUAAUUGGGAAAGUAGGAAGUGAUGGAAGAUUACCGGUUAAAUUAGGUUCCAAAACAGAGUAUAGGAUUUUAGCAACUUGCCGAGCGACAAUUGGUAAAGUAAGCAACAGCGAAGCCAACUUAGUCCGAUUAGGAAAAGCCGGUCGAACCCGCUGGCUAGGUAUUCGGCCAACAGUGCGUGGUUCUGCUAUGAACCCGUGUGAUCAUCCCCAUGGAGGUGGAGAACAAAAAGCAGGAAUUGGUCAUCCUUCUCCUUUAACAGAAGGAGGAGAAAAAGAUGAGUUAGAGGAAUAUCGACCAGAAAGGUAUUAUAACAAUGAUAAAAAUAGAAGAAGAGAUGAACCUAUUAAAGAUGAAGAUUCGAAUGAUGAUAGCCAAAACAACUCUGAAUCCAAUUCAGAUUUUAUUAAAAAAGGUAACGAAGACAGAGGCUCUUGCGACCAAUUAUUGGUAAUUUUAAAAAAAUCACCUUCUGUUAAAGCUGACAUUAACAAUAUAAAUGAAGUAAAUUCGAUAAAAAUUUGGCAAAGCAAGAAGUUUGCCGACACAGCAGACAGUAAUAGCAAGGUUAUCAGGCUUGUGGCUAAAAAACUAAUCGAAGAAGGUUUUAAAUGGGAAUAUGAUGUUAUUGUUUUAAAAGCAAAUAGCAAUGCUGGAACUAUUUCUGGACCUUCUGCUGGGUCAGGGGUUUGUAUGGCUCUUCUUAGCGCUUUUUUUAAACACCCUAUUCCCAAAAAUCUUGCCAUUACUGGCGAAUUUAAAAACGAAAAUGAGCAAACCCCAAACGAAAUUAAUUUUAAAAAGAAUUUCACAAAAACGCUACCAAUCCGGACUCACAAUGAGUAUUUUGCACUUGAAACUGCUACAAAAAAUGAUGGGAUGAAAAUGUCUACAGUUGUUUCGAGUGUAGCCGACAAAGAUUCGGAAAUUGUUCCUGUUGUAAACGAAGAAAGUGAAAAAUUUUGCUCCAAAGAAUGUAUUAGCGAUCAUUAUAAAAAUGAAUGUGGGAAAGGUAAAAUAGUAGCCGUUGGCGGCAUUGGCGGAAAAAUCACCGCAGCAGUUGAAAAAGGGGACUGCGAUACUAUUAUUAUUUCGAAAGAAAAUUCCUCAAAUUACUAUGACGAAGUUCCCUUGUCUGUUCGGGCUAAGGUUAAAAAAUUACAUGAACGGUUGAAAGAAAUUGCUGAAUUAGAAAAGCAAGGCGGCAAACAGAAUGAAAUUGAUAAAAUACGUAAUACUCCUAUUAAAGUUAGAUGCCGCGAUUCCACUAUUUUUCCAGAAAUGGUUGGUUUUACGAUCGAGAUUUACAACGGCAAAAAAUUUUUUAGUAGGCGAAUCGAGCAUGGGAUGGUAACCUUUAAACUCGGGGUCUUUUCCCCUACUAGGCAAGUUGGCGAACACGGAAAAGCCGGAACUCGAUUCCCUGAGGAAUUUGAAAGUGAUGAAUUACGAAGAGAAAGGGCAGUUUCGUUUUUCAAUAGAGAAAGAGAAAUUAUAGAGAGAUUUACUGAAAAUCUCAAUAAAAAGGAAAAAGUCAAUGAACUAGCAGUAAUUGGGCGGGAAAAAGAAACUAAGCAGUUAAUUUAUAUUUUGUCACGAAUGAUGAAAAACAAUCCUUUAUUGAUUGGCAAUCCUGGAGUUGGUAAAACUGCUAUAGUGGAAGGACUGGUCCAAAAGAUUAAACAAGAUCGAGUUCCUAACUACUUAAAGGGUAAAACAAUUUACCAACUUGAUAUGAUGUCUUUGAGGGCUGGGACCAAAUUCCAAGGAGAACUCGAAACUCGAUUAAGAGUGAUUUUAGAUUACAUGGCUCAGCCGGAAAAUAAUGCCAUUCUCUUUAUUGAUGAAAUUCACAUGAUUGUAGGAGACAGAGGCGGUCAAGAAGUUUUUAACAUUGCUAACUUACUAAAACCAAUGCUUUCUAGGGGUGAUAUCCAGUGUAUUGGAGCUACUACUCAGGAGGAAUAUCGUCAAUAUUUUGAGAAAGACGGAGCUUUGGUGCGCCGUUUCAGUAAUAUUUUAGUUGACGAGCCGAGUCCAGAAGAUGCCUUGAAUAUCUUGCGGAACAUUCGGAAUUAUUUUGAAAUUUAUUAUGAAUUAAAAAUCUAUGACGAGGCUCUUUUAGCAGCAGUAAAGUUCUCACAGCGUUAUUUAACUACCGCUUACUUGCCGGAUAAAGCCAUUGAUUUAUUGGAUGAGACUUGCGGGAGAGUAAGAAGUGAAAUGUGGUAUGAGCCUGAAAAAAUUACAAGAGUUCGGCGGAAAUUAUGGGAGUUGGAAAUGUCGAUGGCAGCAAUCGAGAAG